Thunnus maccoyii (southern bluefin tuna) is the source of this 1749-nucleotide messenger RNA. Its product is annotated as putative adenosylhomocysteinase 3. Gene Ontology annotation, cellular component: cytosol. Gene Ontology annotation, biological process: L-methionine cycle. The record is from RefSeq and is a predicted model, not a curated record. NCBI's taxonomy places the organism in Eukaryota, Metazoa, Chordata, Actinopteri, Scombriformes, Scombridae. The transcript is spliced from 16 exons. The coding region runs from base 1 to 1749 and encodes 582 amino acids.
AUGGCAGAGGAAAAGCAGCAGACAGGAACCUCCCGGGAGGACCUGACACUACCUGACGAGUAUCCUCCACCACUUACGGAGCUGGAUGGAGAGGCAGGGCAGGAUGUUUCUGCUGCCACAGAGGAGAGCAGCAAAGAUCAGGAGGUAAAAUGCAGCCCAAACGUGCUGCAGAUGCUGAAGGCGGCAGAGAGCAGACGGACACCUCAGGGUCAGGACAGAGAGGGGGAAGAGGUGACAGAGGCUGGGACAGAAGAGCUUGUCACUGAAGCGCUGAAGACUGACAUGCAAAUACAGCUCACUGAGCAGAAACAAGAAUUCAACAAACGUCCCAUCAAGGCUGGUCACCGCUCUCUGUCUCGGUCCAUCUCACAGUCAUCUACAGACAGCUAUAGUUCAGUGUGCAGUGACAGCUCCGAGGAUGAGUCCACUCCCAGAGACAAGCUUCAGAAGAACUCCAAGGGCUUUUCUGACUUUUGCAUCAAAAACAUCAAACAGGCUGAUUUUGGACGCAGAGAAAUCCAAAUCGCAGAGCAAGAAAUGCCAGCACUGAUGGUCCUGAGGAAAAGAGCAGGAGGGGAGAAGCCUCUCGCUGGAGCCAAAGUGGUGGGCUGCACACACAUCACUGCACAGACAGCAGUGCUGAUUGAGACUCUGUCUGCGUUGGGGGCUCAGUGUCGCUGGGCAGCCUGUAACAUAUUCUCCACUCAGAACACUGUGGCUGCAGCUCUGGCUGAAGGAGGCACCUCGGUGUUUGCGUGGCGGGGAGAGUCAGAGGACGACUUCUGGUGGUGCAUCGACCGAUGUGUCAGAGCUGAUACCUGGCAGCCCAACAUGAUUCUGGAUGACGGCGGCGACCUGACCCACUGGAUCUAUAAGAAGUACCCGAGCCAGUUCAAGAGGAUCAAAGGCAUCGUGGAGGAGAGUGUUACAGGAGUCUAUCGGUUGUACCAGCUGUCGAAAGCAGGUCGGCUGUGUGUUCCUGCUAUGAAUGUUAACGACUCUGUGACCAAGCAGAAGUUUGACAACCUGUACUGCUGCAAGGAGUCAAUAUUGGACGGGUUGAAGCGAACCACUGACAUCAUGUUUGGAGGAAAACAGGUGGCGGUGUGCGGUUAUGGUGAGGUUGGUAAAGGUUGCUGUGCUGCCCUGAAAGCGUUGGGUGCUGUUGUAUACAUCACAGAAGUGGAUCCCAUUUGUGCCCUUCAGGGCUGCAUGGACGGCUUCAGAGUGAUCAAACUGAGUGAAGUGGUCAGGCAGGUAGACAUGGUCAUCACCUGCACAGGCAAUAAAAACGUGGUGGGGAGGGAACAUCUGGACAGAAUGAAGAACGGCUGCAUAGUCUGUAACAUGGGACACUCCAACACAGAGAUAGAUCUGGCGAGUCUGCGGACUGCGGAGCUGAGGUGGGAGCAUGUGAGGCCUCAGGUGGACCAUGUUAUAUGGCCUGAUGGCAAGAGAAUAGUCCUGCUAGCUGAGGGCCGUUUGCUGAAUCUGAGCUGCUCCACAGUGCCCUCGUUUAUCCUCUCCAUCACCGCCACAACUCAGGCGCUGGCUCUCAUAGAGCUGUUCAACGCUCCAGAGGGACGAUACAAACAGGACGUCUACCUGCUGCCAAAGAAGAUGGAUGAAUAUGUGGCCAAUCUCCAUCUGCCUGCGUUUGACGCUCACCUCACAGAGCUGACUGAUGAACAGGCCAAGUACCUGGGUGUCAGCAAACACGGGCCAUUCAAACCCAACUACUACAGGUGA